GCUUGGGAGAAAGCCUGAGAAAACAGCAAACAGAAAAUGUCACCCCAUUUCUGGGCAGGCAUGAACAAAUCUCCCCUGAAUAACAAUGGGGAUCCUCUCUUUUCUGUGAGUUUCCUCUUUUAUGAGAAGGGUUUAUAUUGCAGAGGGACUCUUGAGAGCUCAGAUGACCAGUUCUGCAGGGGAAAGAGUGAAACAACGGUUCAGCUGCUUGUUCUAAGACUCUACUUCAAGGUGAGCAAGAGCUCUUCACUUGAAAUCCUCCCCGCGAUGCUGCUGCUGCUGCUGCUGCAGGUCUCAGCGAGCUGCUUCUGGCUGGGACGCAGCGAGGUGGUGACAUCCUUUGAACACUCAUGCUCUCAGUUUUUCUUCCGGGGAACCCCACCAAAUGAAGCCCUGGAGCCAGAGAACCCAGCCUGGAUCUGCCAGCGCUACCAGAACCGCUAUUACUUUGCCACUCUGUACGACAGGAACAGGCGGAUCCCAGUGUAUUCUGCUUACCUCUACCAGCCUGCAUCUGGCACAAGACCCAAAACAUGGCUGGUUGAGCCCCAGCUGAUGGGUCCAACUUAUCCCAAAACUAUGGAAAAAGAGCAGACCCUCUUAAAUAAUUUUGGCGUCAGCUUAGAUCAGCUCCGUGAGAGCCAGGCUGUCCUCCAAGACUACAAGAACCUUACGGGUUUGAACCGUGGCCAUUUGAAUCCCAGCGGCCAGCACUCCGACUCCAGCAGCAGGACGGCCACCUUCACCCUCACCAACAUAGUUCCCCAGAAUGAGAAACUGAACGGCGGCGCCUGGAACAACUACGAGCAGCAAACGAUGAUGAGGAAGACCCAGGGAUGCAACACCACCUAUGUCAUCGUGGGUGCCGUGCCUGGGAACAACUAUAUCGCCAAAGGGAGGGUUAAUAUACCCAGCUACCUCUGGUCAACUGCCUGCUGCGAGGUGGACACCCACCACUGGAAAUCUUGGGCAGUCAUUGCUGAGAAUGACAAGAAUGAGGUCCAGCUCCUCACACUGGGGGAGCUGGAGGAUAUGUUGACCCAGCUCUAUGGGAGGAAGCAGGUUUCUCUGUUUAACAGCAACUGUCCCCGGGAAUAAUCCCCACUUCACUUCCCAGGUGUAAAUGGUUCAGGAGCUUUCACCACAUGCCCUACACAGUGUCUGUCCUCCUUCCUUCUCUAGCCGGUUUUCCAGCUCUGUCUGUCAGAGCACCUUCUCUAAUAAAAGGGAGAAAGAGGUCAGCAGAACCUCCAGCUGGUUUGCUUUUCUGCCCACCCUUGGAGGGACCUCUGAGGAAGGAGUCUUUGCUCUGGCUGCUCUGGAGGGCUGGUUGAACAGUAGCCCAUGGGCAAGGAAAUCAGAGCUUGUCACUGAGAUGAGAGGGGCUUUGCCUUUUUCCCCCUUUUUCUCCAUGCCCAUUUACAGAUCAUAGUUCCUUCCUCUUCUCUUUAGACAUCACUGAUGAUGUGAUGCUGACUUGUCCCUGACCUGUUCAGGAAGGUUGUGAGUCUAGGGUUGUUCAGGUUGCCCCAAGAGUCUGGAGUCUCUAUCUUUUGAGAAACUCAAAAACCAAUUGGACAUGGUCCUGGACAACCUGACUAGAGGAUCUCAAGAUGUCCCUCCCAAUCUCAGAAAUUCAGUGAUUCAUCCUGGGACAAGGAAAGCAAAGAGGAUUGCUGAGAGUCUGUAAGAAUUAUCCUACAAGUACAUUCUGCCCAACCGAGCCAGUGAACACAGCAAAGCAUAAAGGGAGGGAGGAAGGUGGAAAGAGGGAAGACACCUAAGCAUAGGAGGAACAUCCCAGCUCUCUUGAAGUCUGUAGAUAGGUAAAACAAGGAGAAGGAAGGAAAAAACUUACAAAAAUCAUUAGGCUCCCGAUCCCUAAACUUACACAAAGACAAUACUUAUGUAAAUUUACUAGCAGAUUUUUGUUUGCUUGCUUUUGGACCACACACCUUGAGAGCAGGAGCUGAGGUACCAGACUGCCAGGCUUGGGCAUCAGGCAUACAGCAGGCUUUGAUCAGUCAAAGAUAAAUUUCUGUGAUACAUGGGUGGGAUAUUUCCAUUCUCUGCUCUGUCUCGGCACCUUUUCUGCAGAUUUAUGUAUAACUGAUUUCAUGAAAUGUAUUCAAUGAGUGUAAAAGAUCAGUGUAUGCUAUAUAAUUUAUGUCCUGAAUAGUUUACUAUGUAAAUUAUUUGCUACAAUGCUGUAUCAUAGGGUCACCUUAUAUAUAAAUCAGAAGUUUCUACCCACUGAAA
Molecule: messenger RNA, 2259 nt
Organism: Columba livia (rock pigeon)
Lineage: Eukaryota; Metazoa; Chordata; Aves; Columbiformes; Columbidae
Product: endonuclease domain-containing 1 protein
Exons: 3
Coding region: 37-1098 (353 amino acids)
Molecular function (GO): metal ion binding; hydrolase activity; nucleic acid binding
Source: RefSeq, a predicted model, not a curated record